ACUCUAGUCCUCAUUUAGUAAAACUUAAAAAAAAAAAUCUGUUAAAUGCCACAUAUGUCUUGAUACUGUAUUUUUUAUACUGCAUGAGCCAACGUGUAGACAUUUAUAUUUUAAAAUGUUUUAAACGAAACACGACUGAUAAACAAAAAAAAAAUGUACGCCUGUUUUGUGUAUAUAUCCAUCCGCUAGUAUUUCGUGUUUUUUUUUCGGAUUGUUUAGGUGUAUGUCUUUCACAGGCAGACAUCUCCGGCGAACUGAUAAUAUUAUUGAAACUAUUUUAGUGUUAAUCUAGUAUAUAUGGAUAAUCUACAUCUCUUUCAGUGAUAAGUGUUUGGUUUUAAAGAGACAACGAGAAGAAAAGAAGCUAGCUGACUUGCCUAGCAGUCAGUGUCCAGGCUGGAAUAAUCAGCCCUAGCAACAGCAGCAGGGCUAGCAGGCUAACAUCGCUUUACUCUCAGUUUGACUUUUAAAGCAUUUCCUCCGCUGUAGUUUUGCCGUUGGAGAUACUUUCUAAACCGUUUGAAUAGUCUGCUCAAAGACUCGUUUAUGGGAUAAUCAUGUCAAUGAAGCAGACAGGCGGUAAUCGCAAACCGGGCAGCGGUAGCAGUAGCGGGGCCGCAGCGGCCUCAGGAGCCGGGGGAUGCGCAGGGGCUGCUGCAGGACGACACGGUUUAACCAGGGGACGUAACAGCGCCAAAGCACACUCCGCACCAGUGGCCUUCAGUGGAGUUUAUGCAAAUAUGAGGAUGGUUCACGUCUUAACUUCAGUGGUGGGAGCCAAGUGCGAACUCAAAGUGAAAAAUGGCGCAAUCUACGAGGGUGUCUUCAAAACGUAUGGUCCAGAGUGUGAUCUGGUCCUGGAUGCAGCCCACAGGAAGAGUCCAGAGCCAAACGUAGGCCCUCGACGUGAGGACAUAGUCGAGAGCAUAAUCUUCAAGGCUUCAGAUGUUGUGGUGGUGCAUUUUAAAGAUGUGGACCUGAGCUAUGCCAAAAAAGUCUCAUCAGAGCAAGAUAACCUUACAGACAACCCAUUAAGCGCUCGUUUAAAUGGAGAACAUAAAGAGAAGGAUUUGGAGCCUUGGGACGGAGGAGAUCAGCAUGUCUCCGGCAGCUUGGAGUCUCUCGACACUGACUUGUCAAAUGGUUGGGACCCUGAUGACAUGUUCAAAUACAAUGAGGAAACAUAUGGUGUGAAGUCUACCUAUGAUAGCAGCCUGUCCUCUUACACAGUGCCACUGGAGCGAGACAAUUCAGAGGAGUUCCUCAAGCGGGAAGCUCGUGCAGCGCAGCUGGCUGAGGAGAUUGAGGCCAGCGCCACCUAUAAGGCCCGUGUGGCUUUAGAGAAUGACGAGCGAUCGGAAGAGGAGAAAUACUCUGCUGUUGUGCGGGAUGCACACACAGUCGGCAGGGAAAAUAAAUACAUUCCCCCAGGCCAGCGGAACAGAGAAGCAGGACUGUCAUGGGGAGCAGGACGACAGAACUCACCCAGAAUGGUGCAGUGCAAUCCUGGGCCUCCUACACCCAGAGCUUCGCCUCACGACUACAACACACUUGCUGGUGUGGAUCAGCGUGUUGUCAAUGGAGGUUCCCCACAUUGGUUCUCUCGCUGUCCAUCUCCCUCCUCUUACCCUUCCUCUCGCUACCAGUCAGGCCCCAACGCCUCCCUUCCCACCCGGCCUCCCUCCAGACCCCCAUCUAGGCCCUCCCGGCCCCCCUCUCAUCCCUCUUCCCAUGGCUCUCCAGCACCCCUCUCCACUCUGCCCAAACGCCUCUCCUUGGAAGGUCCUCCAAGGAUGUCUCCAAAGUCCCAGCGGACCCCCAGGGCACAUAGAGUGCCCUCCUGCCGGGGUGCUCCUGGGGUGGAAUUCAUGUCACAGGGUGCAUCUGGGGAGGCUUCAACUACUCCUCCUGCUCGUAGCAGCCCCUCUGGUGGCACUUGGUCUUCAGUGGUCAGUGGAGGACACAGACCUCGUUCUCCUCGGCAAACCAUUGUUGGAGGACCUCCUCCUGGCCCCUCCUCCUUGUCUUCUCCACAAGCUGGCACAGUGCCAGUCGAUUCAGUGGCCACACCCACUUUGGCAACAUCACCAAUUUCAGCGAGUCCUGCACCUAUCAUGGGUGCAAUACCAGUAACCGAAGCAAAAGAAAUUCGGCACAAUUCUCCCUCAGCCAAUAAGGAGAAUGUGAAGCCUGUGGAAUCUUCACCAAGCAGUAGGCCUGUUAGUAAAGGAUUUCCCAGCAUGCCUCCUGACCAUAGAAAGCAAAUAGACAAUUUAAAAAAAUUUAGUGUGGAUUUUAGGUUGCAGUCCAGCUCAAAUCCAGAUCUUGGGGUUGAGACAAUGAUGACAAAGUCUCCACGGGACUCUGGAGAGAAAUUUAAGGAGUCACCCAGUGAUAAGAGCAUGACUGAAUCAACAGGAUCCAAAGUUUGCUCAGAGUCUCCUGGCAGUGAAGAGGUGUCAGCGGCUGUGGCUGCAGACUCUAGCGGGAGUAAACCUGGCACUCCUUCUCCUUCUCCCUCAUCCUCUACUCUCAGCACGGAGCAAAAACGUGUACCUGAUGUGACGUCUCAGGGUGUCCAGACUUCCUCACCCGCUGCUAUGAAAUCAGAUGAUAAAGAGGACAAGAAAGACCCUUUACCAGAGAGUGUUAGAAAAUCAACUCUCAAUCCUAAUGCCAAGGAGUUCAACCCCAGACCUUUCUGCACUCCACCCAAACCAGCCACUACUCCGACUCUGACGCGACCCCAGGGUCAGCCGAGUCCUUCCAUCAUGGUGCAGCAGCCCCCGGCCGUUUACAGCCAGCCAAUGUGCUUCCCACAGAUGUACCCACUGACCCCAGUCAGCCCUGGAGUGCAGAAAAGCAUUAUCUGGAAGCCUCCUGCUAUGUACCAUGUUCAGGUUCCUCACAUGACUGUAAGCCAGACCAAGCCAUACAGAACAGGUAAAGUACCCAAUAUCCAACAGCAAAGACCCGACCAGCAUCACCCAGCAGGCACGUCACCCAUGAUGCACCCUGCCACAGCUGCAGGUCCCCCAAUCUUAGCUCAGAGCCCAGCUUACUCCGCUCAAUAUUUCACCUGCAGCCCUCAGCAGUUCAGCAGCCAGACGCUUAUGCAGCAGAUGCCCCACUACCAGUCCCAGGCCCAGCAUGUGUUCAGUCCUGUUAUGCAGGGAGGUGCAAGGAUGAUCACCUCCAGCCAUGGCCAGCCCAAUCUGGCCUCCUCCUCUGCUACCCAGUAUGGUGAGCAGACCCACACAAUGUAUGUCUCAGCCCCUAUCCCCCAGCAGUACCAACAUCCUGGUGCCACCCUUCACCCACAUGCCCCUCAACCCCCACAGCCCUCAGCCACACCCACGGGUCAGGCCCAGCAGAGCGGGCAGCAUGCCGGCACAAGCCACGCUGCUGCCAGCCCCGUCCAGCACCCACAGCACCAGGCGUCUCUCCACCUGGCCAGUGCAGCUCCCCCGCAGCAACAGAUGUACUCGGCCUUGACGCCGACCCCGCCCUCCAUGACUCCCGGUCCGGCUCCUCAAUCCCCGCAGGCUGUCUACAUCCACCCUCAGCAGGUUCAGCACUCGUACAAUCCCAACCACAUGGCUCACAUGCAGCAGGCACACAUGCAGUCAGGGAUGCACGUGCCUCAACAUCAUGGCACUCCAUCUCACCCUGUGAUGCUGAUGGCUACACAAGCAGGUCCACAGCCACCUUUACCCCAGAACACACUCAAUCCAAUCCCUGUCUCCUCAACCACACAUUUCUCCUACAUGGCACAUCCUUCAGUACAACCUCACCAUCAGCAGCAGCUUUAGAAGAUGAAGAUCGGCUGUUUUCAGCUGACUCCAGUGACGUGCUCUUCAAACUUCAUGAGCUACUGGCUGACCGAUCCUUCACCUGCUCCUUCUCUACAUGCCCAGUGAAAUGGCCACUAAACCGUCUAUCAUGCUGCACUGCACUUUUGCUAAUCUAUCAGAAAUUAAUGCUAAUGAGCAAAGUUGCGGUGAACAGAUGUUUUUUAACACAAGUUUUAACAUGAGGGGACUGUUUUAGACGCCAUGAGUGAGAAACUGAAUGUCAAGAAACUGGAACUUGCAUUUUGUUUGCACCUUCGUAAGUAACAAAUUCUUCCAGUGAAUUGACGGUAUUAACUUUACUGUUAAAUGCUGCUGCUAUUGCCGUGUUCAAGAACUUGGGGUAAAGAAAAACAUACGAAACAAAAAUCACUCUAACCAAAUUAAACAAAACAAAAAAAAAAAACUUCCAGUGAUUUAAAAUGUUUGGCAAAAAUGAAUAAUUAUUUAUUAAUCAAACUGAAUGGGCCCCAAUUACAUUUGACUGUCAUAAGACUGCUAAGUUAAAUAAAAUUUUACUUUGUAGAUAAUAUAAAUGAAUAAAAAAAAAAAAGAAUAAAAACAUUAAAAAAGUUGUAAAAACUG
This is a messenger RNA of Ictalurus furcatus (blue catfish), 4436 nucleotides long. It is a transcript of the gene atxn2, whose product is annotated as ataxin 2. The coding region runs from base 558 to 3812 and encodes 1084 amino acids. Gene Ontology annotation, molecular function: RNA binding. Gene Ontology annotation, cellular component: cytoplasmic stress granule. The record is from RefSeq and is a predicted model, not a curated record. Gene Ontology annotation, biological process: cytoplasmic stress granule assembly. The transcript has 25 exons. Lineage: Eukaryota; Metazoa; Chordata; Actinopteri; Siluriformes; Ictaluridae.